Messenger RNA from Hipposideros armiger (great roundleaf bat), 2240 nucleotides. It is a transcript of the gene UHMK1, whose product is annotated as U2AF homology motif kinase 1. Gene Ontology annotation, cellular component: nucleus; neuronal ribonucleoprotein granule. The transcript has 8 exons. Bases 176 to 1435 code for a protein of 419 amino acids. Gene Ontology annotation, biological process: regulation of protein export from nucleus; positive regulation of translational initiation; peptidyl-serine phosphorylation. The record is from RefSeq and is a predicted model, not a curated record. Gene Ontology annotation, molecular function: ribonucleoprotein complex binding; ATP binding; RNA binding. NCBI's taxonomy places the organism in Eukaryota, Metazoa, Chordata, Mammalia, Chiroptera, Hipposideridae.
CUCCACUUCCGGUUUCCGGUGUCAUGGCGGCCGGUGUCAUGGCGGCCUGAGCCCGGCGGUGGCGGCGGCGGGCCCCUCCCUGCGGAGCCGCUGUCCAGCGGCGGGGAUGUGACCGCGGGCGCUGCCGGCUGCCCGGGCGUCGCGUCAGCUCCCGUGUCGCCCUCAGUCCGCGCCAAUGGCGGGGUCCGGCUGCGCGUGGGGCGCCGAGCCGCCGCGGUUCCUGGAGGCCUUCGGGCGGCUGUGGCAGGUGCAGAGCCGCCUGGGCAGCGGCUCCUCGGCCUCGGUGUACCGGGUGCGCUGCUGCGGCACCCCCGGCUCGCCCCCCGGCGCGCUCAAGCAGUUCCUGCCGCCGGGCAGCACCGGGGCCGCGGCCUCCGCCGCCGAGUACGGCUUCCGCAAGGAGAGGGCGGCGCUGGAGCAGCUGCAGGGUCACCGGAACAUCGUGACUUUAUAUGGAGUCUUUACAAUCCACUUCUCUCCAAACGUGCCAUCGCGCUGUCUGCUGCUUGAACUCCUGGAUGUCAGUGUUUCGGAGUUGCUCUUGUACUCCAGUCACCAGGGCUGCUCCAUGUGGAUGAUACAGCACUGUGCCCGAGACGUCCUGGAGGCCCUCGCCUUCCUUCAUCACGAGGGUUAUGUCCACGCAGACCUCAAACCUCGUAACAUACUGUGGAGUGCAGAGAAUGAAUGUUUUAAACUCAUUGACUUUGGACUUAGCUUCAAAGAAGGCAAUCAGGAUGUAAAGUAUAUUCAGACAGACGGGUAUCGGGCCCCAGAAGCAGAGCUCCAGAACUGCCUGGCCCAGGCGGGCCUGCAGAGUGACGCGGAGUGCACCUCGGCCGUGGACCUCUGGAGCCUUGGGAUCAUUCUGCUGGAAAUGUUCUCAGGAAUGAAACUGAAACACACAGUCCGAUCUCAGGAGUGGAAGGCGAACAGCUCUGCUAUCAUUGACCACAUAUUUGCCAGUAAAGCAGUCGUGAAUGCCGCCAUCCCAGCCUAUCACCUCAGAGACCUUAUCAAAAGCAUGCUUCACGACGACCCGAGCAGGAGGAUCCCCGCCGAGAUGGCGCUGUGCAGCCCAUUCUUCAGCAUUCCUUUCGCCCCUCAUCUGGAAGACCUGGUGGUGCUCCCCACCCCAGUGCUGAGGCUGCUCAACGUGCUGGACGGCGAUUACCUCGAGAAUGAGGAGGACUACGAAGAUGUUGUGGAAGAUGUGAAGGAGGAGUGUCAGAAAUAUGGACCGGUGGUGUCUCUGCUGGUCCCCAAGGAAAACCCCGGCAGAGGACAAGUCUUCGUAGAGUACGCAAAUGCUGGCGACUCCAAAGCUGCCCAGAGGCUGCUGACUGGAAGGAUGUUUGACGGGAAGUUCGUGGUGGCUACUUUCUACCCGCUGACCGCCUACAAGAGGGGCUACCUGUACCAAACCUUGCUUUAACCGGUGCCCCUCGGACUGCGUCCUGUCUCGUCUUCGCCACCCAAGUGCAGAAGCACCGCUUCCCACUGGGAGGGGACACCUUGUCCACGUUUCAUCCUGCUAGCCUGCGGCCACUGCUGACCCUGGGCGCGCGGAGGGCCAGGCCUGCCAGCCGCACAGCAAGGGUGCGGCGUCCUGUGGGCACCUCUCCUCAUGGGGGCAGGCGCCGCUCUCCAGCCGUAACCUUACAGUUAACCCAUGUGACCCCGAAGCAAGGAGGAGUCACCGCGUCCCAGUGAACAUCAGCACAUCUGUCAGAGGGUGACAUCACUUACAUGCUGUUCCUUUAUGUUGUCAGGCAGGCGCUGGGGGCUCCCAGUGCCGUUAGUGACAGGUGACAGUCACCCACUGUGUCAUAACUGAGUUCCGGGGCUUCCAGGGGGCGCGGGAGUCCUCAGCACUCCUUUGAGGACGCGCAGGGAGCCUGUCCGCAGCGUGGGAGCUGACGGCUCUGAAGCAGGAAGCGGAAGCUUGGUCUUGCACAGCUUGUGUCUGGUGUGUGUGCUUGAGCGGUGAGAGUGUGAAAGGGGACAUCGGAGCCUUGCACUUCUGUGGGAGCCGGGUGGGCGGGGCCAUGUGUGUGCACCGCCCGCCUGUCCCACGCCUGCAGGGUAGAGGACGUCCACUUCUGAGAGUCGCUCUGUCUGAUGGAAGGCGAUGGAAAAGCACUCCUCCCUGAGAGGUCCCGGACAGUCCCGGACAGGCGCGUCCACCCUGGGCUCCGCUGAGCCUCUGAGCGCGGCUGCGUCCAGGGGUGCCCUGCUGG